This is a messenger RNA of Caenorhabditis briggsae, 900 nucleotides long. RefSeq names its product Protein CBR-CDR-2 (gene Cbr-cdr-2). NCBI's taxonomy places the organism in Eukaryota, Metazoa, Nematoda, Chromadorea, Rhabditida, Rhabditidae. Gene Ontology annotation, cellular component: cytoplasm. Bases 1 to 900 code for a protein of 299 amino acids. The transcript has 5 exons. The record is from RefSeq and is a predicted model, not a curated record.
AUGUUGUCAUUUUUUCUUUUCAAAUUGUACAGAGCGCUGAAAUUUUUGAAAUUUCUAGCUAAAAUGAGUUGUAACUGCCCAGUAACAACUACUAUAAUCGUGGGAGUCAUUGGAUACUUUAUCUACAAAAAGGUUUUCAAACUUCCCACAAUUCGACCAAAACCAGAAGCAUAUAAGAAAGAUUAUAAGAAGGAUGUGGUCUACCUGUAUCAGUUCAAGAGAACCAGAAAGUGUCCAAAUCUUUCACCAUUCUGUAUGAAAGUUGAGGUGUUCUGUAGAGCAUACAAAAUCCCUUAUGAGAUCUGCGAUGAGAAACGCCGUUGGUCGAGAAACGGUGCACUUCCAUUCAUUGAGCUCAAUGGUGAACACAUUGCUGACUCUGACCUCAUUGAAAUGCGUCUUCGUAAACAUUUCGAUCUUCCAUCUCUUUCUCCAGCCCAAGAAGCACAGUCCGUCGCAAUUACCAGACUUGCUGACAAUCAUUUGUUCAACCUUCUCAUCCGUUACAAAAUCCAGGGAGAUGAAUUCUACAAUGUUCUCGUGAAGAUUCUCAAACUGCCAAAUUUCCUGGUUCCAGUUGUGAUGCCAUUGAUUCGUGGAGUUUUCGGAAGAAAGGUUUACAAGAAAUCAACAAUGGCCAUUGGAAACUUUGACCCGGAUGACAUGAAGGACGUUUUGUAUAGAGAUCUUCAAACGAUCCAAGACUAUUUGGGAGACCAGAAAUUCUUGUUCGGAGACAAAGUUACUGCGGCUGACGCAGCUGUCUUCGGUCAAAUCGCAUCAGUGAUUUAUCCAUUCCGUUGUUGCAUCAAUGAUGUUCUCGAGAAAGACUUCCCGAGCGUUCUGGAGUACUGCGAGAGAAUCCGUGCUGAGAUCUACCCAAAUGAUUUCACCAUCUAA